Messenger RNA from Polyodon spathula (Mississippi paddlefish), 1831 nucleotides. RefSeq names its product dematin-like. Gene Ontology annotation, cellular component: plasma membrane; actin cytoskeleton. Gene Ontology annotation, molecular function: actin filament binding. NCBI's taxonomy places the organism in Eukaryota, Metazoa, Chordata, Actinopteri, Acipenseriformes, Polyodontidae. Gene Ontology annotation, biological process: actin filament bundle assembly; cytoskeleton organization; lamellipodium assembly. Bases 365 to 1579 code for a protein of 404 amino acids. The transcript is spliced from 17 exons. The record is from RefSeq and is a predicted model, not a curated record.
CGAUCCUGCUGGUGUAGUCAGCCCUGAUAGCUGCCGGGUGAAACACGCAUAUUGCCCACGUUGUAACGGAAUGGAAAGAAGGGUUUGGCGUGCGUGAAAACGCAAAAACAAACGCCGCGCCGUGGGAUUUAAAAAGAAAAGGGAUUAGCUGUUUUGCUGUUUUUCUUUUUUUAACGAAGAAUAGAAUUAUUGCGUUUUCAGUGGGUUAAAAAGUGCUGAAAGAAUCAAGUCACUUAAUUGUCCAAGGAACUGUACAUCCAGUGAGGAUUCAAGAGACUGAGCUUUACUGAAAUGAUCUACCUUGCACUACCAGAAUAACUGGUGCGAGGCAUUAAGCGUACAGAAAAUUGCUAGAACUGAAGUCAUGCAAAAGCAGCAGCAGCAGCAGCGCCACACCUCCCCAGGGAGUGUGUGCUCCUCCCGGGGGCCCAGUGUGCCGGGCUCCCCCGCAGCAACCAUCGUGGCAAGAAUGGAUAACCAAGUUUUGGGGUACAAGGACUUGGCCGCCAUCCCCAAAGACAAAGCGAUAUUAGACAUCGAGCGCCCCGAUUUAAUGAUCUACGAACCUCAUUUUAAUUACUCAGACCAACCCAGAAGUAGAGAGCGAUCCAUGUCUCCACGAUCGAUAUCACCCCCACUUUCCCCAGAGAAUUUCACCUGCAAGGAGCGGGGAGAGUGGGGAGACCAGAGAUCUCCAGGAAGCGCCUCCGUGGCUUCUGCAGCUCACAGCCGUCGCAGCUCCAGCGCAGCAGGGAUGCAGCACUUUCACAGACCAGAUAACGGUGCAAAUAUCUACAAGAAACCCCCGAUCUACAAAAAAGGAGAACCCUCCACGGCAAUCCCUCUCAGUAAACACAUAGACGAUCUCAUCAUUGAAUCAUCCAAGUUCCCGGCCGCCCAGCCUCCUGACCCCAACAAGCCUUCCAAGAUUGAGACCGACUACUGGCCCUGCCCUCCCUCCCUCGCAGCUGUGGAGACCGAGUGGAGGAAACGGGCGGCUACUAAAAAAACAGGUGAGGAAGAGGAGGAGGAGUAUGACGACGGAGAUCUGUCAGAGGAAGUGCAGCGACUUCAGAGACAAGAGCUGAACAAGAUCCAAUCCAACCUGGGGAAAUUGAUCCUGAAGGAAGAAAUUGAGAAAUCGAUACCCAUUCGGCGGAAAACUCGCUCCCUGCCCGACAGGACCCAGAUGCACAUUCCCUCUUCAAGCACCUUCAAAUCAGCCUCUCUCCCAGUCUGCAGCCGGAACAGCCUCACCAGGCUCCAGUCUGCAGAGUUUUCAUCGCCAGAAAGUAAUAACGGGGCACAAGGUCUUCAGAAUGGUGAUGCACAAAGGGGAAGGAUGGACAGAGGAAACUCGCUGCCAAGUAUGCUUGAACAGAAGAUCUAUCCUUAUGAAAUGUUAAUUGUAACCCACAGAGGACGUAGCAAACUCCCCCUGGGAGUCGACAGAACAAGACUCGAGAGGCAUCUGUCACCGGAGGACUUUGAGCACUUGUUUGGAAUGGACAUCAAAGAGUUUGACAGGCUGUCACUCUGGAAACGGAACGACUUGAAGAAAAAAGUGUCACUCUUUUAAUCGAGAAAAAAACAAAACAAAACAAUAUCUUCACAAAACAAAUGUGCAGGACAGGAAAUCUUUGGCUGGCCUGUUACUAUGCUAUACCAUAUCAUGUGAUUGAAUGAGUCCUGACAAUGAUAUAUUUAUGUAGAAAAAGGAAUGAAAGCACCCAUAGACACAGACCUGCCCAGGGUCACAGCCACUCUAUAUCUUAAAUCUCUAACUGCAGCUAUGAGUAUGAAUGUACCAAUAAAGGCCGUUUCCUGCUCC